This is a messenger RNA of Oncorhynchus nerka (sockeye salmon), 6161 nucleotides long. RefSeq lists its product as uncharacterized. The record is from RefSeq and is a predicted model, not a curated record. Bases 523 to 3150 code for a protein of 875 amino acids. The transcript has 10 exons. NCBI's taxonomy places the organism in Eukaryota, Metazoa, Chordata, Actinopteri, Salmoniformes, Salmonidae.
GUAGCACCAUAUGCUUCCAGACAUUUUUCUACAGACCAGAAUUAAUGACAAACAUUGACAGCCUUUCAUAAAAUCUCCUAAGAAAGUUUUUUUUCCUGUGUUGGGAGUUAUUGCCUUGCUAUUUAUAGGAUAAUGAGAAAGGCACACAGUUUAAUUUAUUCUAUUGCAUCCACUGUCACUCCAAAGUGCAUAUUUGUAUCACCAACAUUCAGCGAAAAUCAAUUAUGUUUGUACCGCGCCUCUGAACUCAUCCAGUCUCAAGGGUUGACUCCCCCACGUGAUGAAACAGCAGCUACUGUACCUCUCAAUGAUGGAGUCGGAAGAGGCAAGGAUAAAUGGUCAAAUGUAGGAGCAGCGCCAGUUUACUUGAAAACAGAGUCGACCACGGUUAUUUCAAGGUAGAUAACCGAACUAGCCAAACCUAAUCGGAUAAUCGCUUUAGGAUCCCACCUUGUGCACGGGACCGCAGCCUAGAUCUAGUCGGGUACCUGGGGAUGCGAUGGGAGAGCGAGUACCGCAGAGAUGAUGCGUUUUGUACUGGAUUGCUUGCGGACGCCAAGGCAACGGGCACCCUGCAGUGAGAGGGACCAGGACUUUGUGGAACAGGACCAGGGUGUCAUUCAGAAGACUGGAGAAAUCAAAGACCUGCAGGAUGCAGUGCAGCAGGAAGUCAUUGAGCUGCAGGAGCAGCGGGGCGACCGCCAGGAGCUGGAGGAGACCCUGGAGAAGCUGGAGCAGCACAGGGUGGAACUGGAGGAGCAACUCAAACUGACCAGGCUGGAGUGCGUCCAGGAGAGCCAGCAGAUCCUGUCCUUGCAGGCGGAGGAGGUGGCCAGGGAGACAAAGGUGGAGGAGUAUGAGCGGGAGCUGGCCAGGGCCAGGAGGAAACUCAAACAGCUGAAGAUGGAGGUCAGAAAGGCCCAGGGGAAGGUGGAGGAGGCGGGUGAGCGUACCAUUCCUCUGGAGGAGUCCAUCAGCCAAUCAUACGAGGAGAUUUUACAGGAGGAGCAGACGUUCAGUACACUGAGGAGUGAGCGGACGGGAGAUGCAACACUGCCAGAUCACCAGCAAGUGGAGUCAAACGACACAUCUCCCAGCAGCCUCAGGACAGAGGACGGAACUCUGGAUGUACCCGAUGUACCAGCCAGGUCAUGGGGCAGGAGCCAAUCACUGCCUGUCUACGCUGAAAUCCUGGCAAACCUUGGGUGCGCAGCUCGCGCUAAGGACGGAUUGUCUUAUACACAAGAAGAGGAGGAGGAGGAGACACCUGUACCAAGCACACCAAAGCAGAUAGAUAAGGGAGAAGAGGAAGAGAAAGUGGAGGAAGAGAAAAUUUCCCAGACACGAUCCACCAGUAGCAUAGCAGUCGAAGAUCUAGACUUCUACCACCCCGACCCCUUCAUUCACUGUGAAUCUGAACAUGACCUUUUCAAAGAUGACGACUUCUUUGCCAAUACAGAUAAAUCUGAUGACGACCCGUUCAAAGGCACGGACCCCUUCGCUGCUGACAUCCUCUUUCCAGAGGGGACAGAGGAGCCAUAUCCAUCCACUGACCCUUUCCCAGACACCCCUGCCUGCCUGGAACCUGGAUUUAACGAGGACACAGACAACAGCCUCUCCUGCCCUGAAAACAAAGCCUCUACCGGCACCCAGUGCUUUGAGUCCGAGUUCCCCGACGAGGAUGAAUCCAGUGACAUAGAAAUCAGUUACAGCAGGGAGGACCUGGACACUGUUCACACGGACGCUGUUGAACUCUCCUUCGUUGAGCCCAAAACAUUGAUCAUGACCGAACGCUUGGGUUUCAAGCCCAUCUACACAGCUCAAACCUGUUCUUUGGACACUGAAUUAGAUGACGCAGAUGAACCCGGCUUAGCUUUGGGACGCCAACCCUUCAGUGAAUUAUCCCGGUCCAACACCUGGGCUGCCGGGCCCAACUUAUCCACCGAAUCGGACCCUAAUGGAUACGAGUUUAAUAUCAACGCAGUAUCCCCACCUUCCGACAUAGAAGAGAUUGACAUCACUCUUGGAUCUAUACAGGUUGGCUUUGACGUUGUGUGUGACUCUGUGGAACUCAGCUACCCUGUUGGGAUUCAGGCCUGUGACUCAGAACCUGCCGGAACAGGUGGAUGCGACCUUCCUGAACCCAGCCCUCCUGUGCCCAUCCGCCCGGUCCGUCCACCUAGACGCCUCAAAGGGGGAGCGUCAGCUGUCCUUGUAGAAGAGCCAUACACUCCCAAAGCUGAACGCUGUGAUCCAGGUCCUUCCAACCGUUCAGCUGAUUCAGAGCUGGACAGUGCUAUCGGGAUGGACCCUCUUUUCAGCUCAGCUGAACACAACAGUAAAUUCAGCUUCAGCAACAGUCUCGAGCUGAGCUAUGAACCCAGUAGUCAAACUUCGUACAACUAUGGAUUCAAACUCAGCCCUGAACACCACAGUGAAGAGAUUCUCGAUCCUUUUGGCACUGAACUCAGCGAUGAAGAGGCCGACAACCAAGCCUCAUUUGAUCCGUAUGAAUUUGAGCCUACCGCUCAACCUGAGACCCAAGACAAGUUCGACCCUUACGAGUUUGGACAAAAGCCUCAUGCCACCAACCAAGACACAUUUGACCCCUAUGGUUUCAAACUCGUAAGUUUUGAGACUGACAACCAAGCUAUUGUCGACUUACACAGCGGCGAUGGUACCAACCUUAAAGACAACAAUAACAGAACCAAACGGGACCCCUUUAGCUUUGAUUUCAGUAACGCAGCAUCAAUGGACCACUAUAGUUCAGACCCCAGUAAUACUGCAACAAUGGACCUCCUAGGUCUGGAACUCAGCAGAGCCAACAGUGUUGCUGAGUCAGACUGUAACAAUCCUACAGUGUCUGACCCAUUAGGAACAGUACAAACCAUGGCAACUGGAAGCAACCUGUUAGACCUGGACCUUGUGUUUGGAAGCAGUAGUUAUGGAAACCCUGAGGUCGCCCCUGAGCUCGACCCCUGUGAGCCUAGACAGGGAAACCCUGCUGGUCCAGACAACUUUGCGUUCAGAGCGAGAGACACCGCCCACUCCGAGUCUGUAGACACCGUUUCUGACUGGAUGACUGUUAAGACCAACUCCAGGGAGUCUUUCGGCCCAGUCAACUCCCGCACACACAGCCUGGACAAAUGAACCAUUCCCUGGGAAGAAGUCACCAGUCUGGCCAUGAGUCUACUGCAGUACAGCCCAACAAUGGGGAAGUAGAUGGAAAGAUAGCAGGUGAAGGAAGGAAUGAGAGAAAGGAGUCACUUUUCUCCAACCUGGCAUGAUUCACCUUGACUCCUAGUCAAGGGUUGCAACAUUGCAUUGAUUUAAAAGGGAUUGAUAUGUUCAUUGAAAAUCAUAAUUUGAUCAUUCUAAUUUAUGAGUUAUUAAUUGGUGAUGGUUGUUUUGCAGCUGUAAGGCGUUGGUUCAUUCUAUACCCUGUUAUAGGUGCAAUAUACUAUUUCAUCUUGGUCAAGAUAUAGGUAGAGGUGAGAACAUACAUUUCCAUAUCCCUAAGAACCUCAAGUUUUAAUAGCAUGAAAACGAAAGGAUUUAUUAUCCUGUUUAUCUUGAAACUCUUUAACCAUCCAUCCUUUAUCAGAAAUAUAUGAGAUGCCAAGGGAUAGGGUAAAGGGUGGAGUGAAUCAUUUGGAAUUGAGCUUUCUGGAAAUACAACCAAUCAUUUUUGAUGGAGGUGAGCAAACCAGGUUGGUAGAAUGCAGGGUAUGAGCUUCUUUAUGUUCAUGCUUUAUGAGUCAACUGUAAAUAAAUCAUUGAAUAUGUUUUAAGUAAAGCCAACUGCGGCCAAUACAAAUUGUUAAAAUCAAAUCAAAUGUUAUUUGUCACAUACACAUAUUUAGCAGAUGUUAUUGCCGGUGUAGCGAAAUGCUUGUGUUCCUAGCUCCAACAGUACAGUAGUAUGUAACAUAAAUAUAUUAAACAUAAAUAUUUAAAACCCCUUGGACCUUGCACGCCCGAUUUUCCCUCCUGGUUAGCUAUUUAAUAUUCUACCUACCAAUGUGACAUGGCGUGAGCCAUACCUUAAACAAAUGUGUGUCUAUGUAUAUAAAUGUAAAUCCGUAUGUACUUUCUCAGACGCCCUGGGCCAGUAAUACAUAGAUAAAUGUAGGGAACUACAAAGUGAGUGAGUGUCUGAUCUUACAACCAUACUUAUAAAGGGGCUCUACUCAUUCAGAUCCGCUUUAGCCAACAUCCACAUAGUGGUUGUUUUGGCGGUGUCUUGAGGUAGAACUGUGUUAGAGCUGAGAGAUCCACAAGCAACUCCUGGCAUUAUACCUAAAGCGGACAUUGCCAUUGGCUGCACAGAGUCGCAUUAAGAUUAAUUCCAUGCAGCCUUGUUUACAAGUUUCAAACACUAGAACGUGAGAUGUAAUCUACACCUCGAUUAGGCUGGUAGAAAUCCUAAUUUUGUUUAAUGAUUUUGAGCAUCAUUAUUUCUAGAUAUACACUUCCUUGUUCUGAACGUCUAACUCGAGUGGGACAAUGAUCAAGAGCAGCUGCUCACCGUUUUGACAGCUCCAACGCAGUUACUCCUCCAACACAGUUACUCCUCCGACACCGCCAAAACAUCAACUGUGUGGGUGUCGGCUAUCGCCGAUUAACGCUUGAUCUGAUUGAAUCUUGGCCUUAACCUUUCGUCCAGUUUGCAAAUAUCUAUCGUUACAAAAUGGAUUCCCAUUUUUGCAUACUGGUACUGCCAAUAUAACACGCCAUAUUCUUUGUACAAAGUGUCUUUAUUGCAGUGAUGGGAAAUGGCAAAAGAAACCCAAACAGAAAGAAAGAAUCUAGGCCCAACUGCAUGUAACACAUUCAUUAUCAGCUACAAUGCACAGUAAAACAAAUUAAAAAUACACAAGCAAUCCUGCCUGGUCAAAUAAAAAUUAAGUGCAUAUAAUCAACGAAAAACGAAAUCGACUAUUUUUUACCCAUAAAACAUUAAAAGAAUGUAGAUACGUUGUGUGCAUAUGCACAAUAUAGGCCUAUGUAGACAAUUUCACCUCGUUUCAUACCAUUUUUAAUCCAGAUUUUAUACUCGAAACUUGAUUUAGUUGAUACUACACAGCAUCAACAAGAUGGCGUUUAAAAAAAGCACACAGAAGAACCUUCCUGCCACUGAGAAUUGUGUUCUGAAGCUAGAUGACCUUGAUGUAAUCAACUACCAUACCCCACAAUUGUGUCGGCAGUGCAGAUAAUGGCAUCGCUUUUGAUGAGUGGGUUUACUAAUAUAUUCACAGUUCAUAUUGCCCUUACAAAAAAAGAUUGCAGUUUUGAAACUGCAGUCUGUGUUAUUUUGGAGCAAUAAUUGCAGCAUACUGAAGCUAUACUGCACUGACUGCAAUCUCUUUUCUUAACGGUGGUUUGAAAAACAUAUCCAUUCCCCGUUUAUUUGUGUUCUUCAGCAAAUAACUCUAUAACGAGACACUCAUUGACUGUCCAGCAAUAUAUUUUUUGCAUGCUUAGAUACUUAGAAUUAGAACAGCAAUAGACACGUAGUGACCAUGAGGACAACAGAUCGACUUGACUUUAAUGUAGACUCAUGGAGUCAACCACCAGAGGCAACAUACUGUAUGAUUGAGAAGAUUUAAAAUGUGCCAUUCUAUAUAAAAACGGCAGCGCUUUCAAAAUGGGGACCUAAAACUAAGAAGCUUUAACUCUGACAACUGAGGCACCUAAAAAAAAAAAAAGCACAAGUCUUAUAUUGUUCCACAUAAUGUGAUGGAAAUGUACUCUGCCAUUUCUUAAUUUGAAAUGUCAGACUGCCAAUAAUAACACUGUUGCAGUUUUAAUAUAUUUCCGUUUACCCACAAACCAAAAUAAGACUUGUUCAACAUUCCAAGAAUGAAGCCCCAGAAAGUGAUUUUGUCCCGAUAAGAGUUUGAUUGGGUUUACAGUGUAGUCAGCUACUGAUAGCACAAGACAAAAAGGCAUCCCUUCAACAUUUUACUCCCAAAUAGAGUAACAUUCAGUGAAAGUUCUAAAAGACAUUACAGUUGCACUUUCUUUUACAAUCUGUAUUUACUAGAGAAUUCAUUUAGCCUGGGUCAAAUACUUAAGAUGUGCUCGAUUUAGUUAACCAGACAGCUAACUCCAAGCACACAAGUAUUUGACACAUUUGUUCCAAGAUCUGUUGAAUACUG